Zeugodacus cucurbitae (melon fly) is the source of this 565-nucleotide messenger RNA. RefSeq names its product anaphase-promoting complex subunit 15B. The record is from RefSeq and is a predicted model, not a curated record. Lineage: Eukaryota; Metazoa; Arthropoda; Insecta; Diptera; Tephritidae. The transcript has 2 exons. Bases 113 to 484 code for a protein of 123 amino acids. Gene Ontology annotation, biological process: regulation of mitotic cell cycle spindle assembly checkpoint. Gene Ontology annotation, cellular component: anaphase-promoting complex.
UUUACGAACCACAGUAAAACAUAACUCAUAUUUAAGUAAACAUCGUAUACAUUUUCACAAUCAUAUAUAACUUCUUUUAAUUUAUUUAAUUGAAGUCCGUGCCGAACUGGUGAUGUCUAUGAUACCUUUCUUUCCAUCACUGCGACCACAAAUCGCCAAUCGCAUAUGGUUCGAAAUAAAUACUCCACCUAGCGAAGAUGAUGUCUUGCGUUAUGAGCGAGAUCAUGAUAAUUGGAAGGAAUCUAUUAAAAAUGCGGCAAGCGAUAUCCCGCCGCUAGGUAAAGUGUUAACUAGACCUGGGCCAGAAACUGAUGAUGAGGAUGCUAACGAUGACAGCGAUGACUCGGAUACCCAUGAUGAUGAUGAUGAUACAAAUGAUAGAGCUAUCCCCGGUCAGCCAGAGCAUUCUGCACUUUAUUCACCCGGUGAUGAUGUAAAUCCAAUUAAUGAAGAUGUUGUGCCAACAACAGCCGACACUUUGUGAACCGGUUUUCCUAUUUUUGUAACUGUUUAAGUUUGUUAUGAAUAAUAAUAAUUACAUAAAUGUACAAUUAACUAACGAAAA